AUUUCAAUAAUUUUAUGAAAAAAAUAAAAAAAAAUUUUAACAGGACUUGUACCUAUGUUUUAUUAAACUUGAAUACCUUUUUUAUUGUUUAAAAGUUGAAACUCAUUGUGAUAAGCCGAUGAAUGGGAAUAACCUCUUUCCCUCUCUGUAUGUGUUUGUGUAUGAUUGUUUUCCUUUGUACUGAUCUACUGAAAUGCUCAAGAGUUAACAACCAAGAAUUUUACUAAUACGUGUCAAGUCGAGUGUUAAACUUUUUUACAUCCAUUUGCUAAUUUGCGACCGCGUUUUAAAUUCCAAUUUACCGCGUGAUUAGUUUUACCUAUUAAAUUAACCUAGUUUUAUUUUUGUAACGAGUGACAACUUGCCAUAAUGGUUGGAUUCAUGGAUUGUUUUUCUAUAUAGAGCUCAAAAGCGUAUGAAAGGAACGAGUUUUUGGAAAUGGAAACUUUGUGUUCGUUAGCAUGCCUUACAAUGUAACCGAUGAUCAAGAUUUGAAUAAAAUUUCAGGUACAUAAUUUUUAAUUUCUCGUCUUUAAUGUCUUCAUUUUGUUUUGUUUUUUGUUUGUUUAUUUUUUUUCCAGUAGGGAUAAACAAUAGCAUUUUAGUAGAAAAUUCGAUCACAUUGUGCCUAACCAGAACAUGUAUCAUUGUCCGAAUAACGAGAAUUUUCUUACCGUUCCCGAAUACCCGAUUAAUGAUCACCGGAAUUUCUUACCGUAUAAUACUAAGUCAGCUUCGUAUUAUCAAAGUGGCGCCACAGUUUUCAUUGCAGAAACGAUCAACGUAGCGGUAACUACACCGUUCCUCAAGCAAAUCCGGAGAAUAUCGCUCAUCCUAAUGUGAACGUAAACGCAAUGCACCAAUUAUCUACCGGCAAAAUAUUUUGUCGAAAGUGGCGAAGAAUUGGUACCAGUUAAUAAAUCCAACAGACAAAUGGCGAUUCGUCCUAUUCGCAAGAUGCAUCAUGCAUCACGAACAAGCCAAUGUAUGUACCAUAGUUCCAGCGAACCAUUUUGGGCCUUUACCGAAUAUACCGGUAGGAAGUUGCUGGGAAUAUCGACUGAAAGCUUCCGAAGCCGGUGUUCAUCAUCCUCUCGUAGCCGGUAUUCAUGGUCGUGAUAAUAAAGGUGCGUACAGCAUCGUUAUCAGUGGCUGUUACGCGGUUGAUUUUGAUAACGGAGAUGAGUUCUUCUACUCUGGUUCUGGAGGAAGAGCCAGCGAUCCUUCGAAAAGAUUAAGCGCUCAAAUUCGUAAUCAACUUCUGACCAAAUCAAGCAAAGCUUUGGCGUUAUGUUACGACUGUCCUUUGAAUGACGGAGAAGGCGGUACGGCUAUAAAUUGGAGACCUGGAAAACCCGUUCGAGUCAUCCGAAAUGAUAAAUUAGCCAAGUUUUCGAAAUAUGUUCCGACUGAGGGAAAUCGGUAUGCUGAUUUUACGUACGAAUAUCUCUUUGAUUGAAUUGCUUUAUGGGAAAAUCAACCCUAAUGAUCGAAGACGAUACUGAAGGAGGCGAUCGUAAAGUGACUUUGCGAGAAGAAGUCAAGUUGAAAGUUUUAGGAGAUCAGUUAGUGACACUGGUGAUGUCUAGACGACCGAACGAAAAGAUUUUAGCAAAGUAUUCGUCUCGAUGUUCGGCAAGUCGAUCGAAUUACCAGUUUUAGAAAAAGAGCUCACCGAUACAGUAACGGUCGUCAGAAAUAAUUCGACAGCUGACGCCAUAAUCAAGCUAACACCGUUGGAAAUAUUCGCGCGAGAUGUGUAUCUAUUAAUGAUAUUGUGCGAAGGAAAGUUACCUUUGAAUUCUUUCGAGAAUGCGUACCUAAGAAUGUAGGGUACGGCGGUUCAGCCUUCAGCCGGCAGUAUACGGAUAUCAAACGAUAUCAUCCUUGCUGCAAGCUAUCCCUCAAACCGAUUGUGAUACGUGGUAAACCACCUAAAAGAAUCACCUUACUAAAAAUACAGAAUUAACGUCGGCUGGAUUCCGAUUACCGAAAAGUUUAACGGCGAAUAAUAAUCGCUACUCGUCGUCUUAUCUUCCGAAAGAAAAUAUCGCUCGAUAUCCCGACGGUGAUUCGUUUAACGACUUUGAAAAUCAAUACUUGAUGAGACACGAAUUCGAAAACGAUGGCACGUUUUUCAAGCCGAAUUGCAAUUCUACAGCGUAUCAGCCAAUUCUAGGAAUGAGACUAUGCCAUGAGUGAUGUUACCGGAUUUAACUGUACACCCGGAUACGUAUACGACGAGUCCGCUUACGUCUCCGCAUAAGAGCCUUCACAAUACUAUCGUGUUCGCCGAGCACAUGUUGCAUGCGCCAACAUCCAGAAUUGAAACGCCGUCUUCGGUCCGCCUGCCUUACCCGGUUUACCUGAAUAAUGCCUACAACAAUACCAACGCGUUGAACGGAAGUAAAAUUUCACGAUUGUAGAUCGUACUCGAAUUCGGUUAAUACGUCGCCUGCGCAAGAACGUUGCAGCCGUCAUGCCGAAGAGCUGUGAAGUUAACCCUGAUGAUCAACCAGCGUCCGAAAGUAUAGCAUCGAGUACCGACUCGUUCAGCGAUGGCACUGUCAGCAGUAUUAAUAAACGUAAAGGGAAACCCCUUCGAGUCAUCCGAAAUCAGAAAUCUGCCAAGUUUUCGAAAUAUGCUCCGACUGAGAGAAAUCGCUUUGAAAUAUUUAUUCGCCGAGGCAAUGAGCAUGCAAUGUGUGGAAAUCGAUGCUCCGUCUCAUAUCCAUAAAUUGAUAAUCGUGUCAUGUCGAAUUCAUCGGCGGUACUGAUAAAAUUUAAUCAGAGUCGCAUGUUUACCAGACGUCAUAAACGAAGUGAAGCAAAAGUUGGAAGAAAGAGUUGAUUAUUAUUUACACGAGUACGAUACUGUUGAAAUCGAAGUUAAUCCGAAGUAUUUCAAACACAUUAAGUGGCAAAAGUGGAGAAAAUGUGAGCAGAUUAAAGUGUGGUAACUAACGAUGUUUCGAUUACGAUUACAAACUACACUAAAAAUAGUAUAAAAAUUGAUGGUGCUAAAGAUGAUGUUGCUGUAGUCAAACGUAAACUAGAAGAAGAAAUUAGGAAAUAGGAGAACGAACGAGAAAUUGAAAUUCACGUUGAUCAGAAUCACCACGGGACAUUUAGUGGAAAAUGAACCCGGGGAAUUACAAGAUUUGUACAAAGUUGAUAUAAUCUUCCCGAAUGUUGGUGACACGAGCGAUGUAGUGACAAUCAAAGGACAGAAAGAAGACGUUGAUAAAUGCAAGGAGUAUAUUAUGAAAUCGAUUAAACAAAUGGAUGAAAAUAGCUACGCUUUGAAAGUUCACCAAUUUACAAGAAGUUCCAUAUGUUUGUGACCGGACGUGCUGGAGCCAAUAUUAAGAAAGUACGCGACGAAGCGAAUACUAAAAUCGAUCUUCCAUCGGAAGGAGAUAAAAAUGAUUUGAUUACUAUUACGGGUAAAAAAGAAAAAGGCCGAAGAAGCUCGAGAUCGACUACUUAAAAUACAAAAAAAAAAAAAAUGGUAAAUUCAUCUCGACUGAUUCACCCCUUCGUGUUUCUGGAUUUGAUACAAGCGUGUGUUGUGUUCGAAAAUUUCAGGAAUAGGUUCAUGGAAUAACGGAAGAA
Molecule: messenger RNA, 3615 nt
Organism: Planococcus citri (citrus mealybug)
Lineage: Eukaryota; Metazoa; Arthropoda; Insecta; Hemiptera; Pseudococcidae
Product: E3 ubiquitin-protein ligase UHRF1-like
Exons: 17
Coding region: 965-1459 (164 amino acids)
Biological process (GO): protein ubiquitination; negative regulation of gene expression via chromosomal CpG island methylation
Molecular function (GO): ubiquitin protein ligase activity
Source: RefSeq, a predicted model, not a curated record